GUUUUUCUGUUUCCACAAUAAAGAAGCAUGGAAUAGUGGAGAGAACACGAUUUCGAGUUUACUUCCUUCAACUUGUGGAGUGCAACGAUUAGGCCAAUUUUUUAGUCCUUUAUAGCUGCAACAGCAUUUUAACUCUGAAAAUGACGAGCCAUAGCACUCAAUCAAAAGCACCUGCUUUAGAAGUGGAAGCGAACAGCAGUGGAGAUGAAAGUUGUCAAACUUUUAUCCUGAAUGAUGAAGACCAUACACUUGGCAAUGCCCUGAAAUAUAUUUUAAACAAAAACCCUGAAGUGACUUUUGUUGGCUACAGCUUGACCCAUCCUUCUGAAAAUAAGAUUAAUCUUAGGAUCCAAACUUCAGGCAAACCAGCUAUUGAUGUUUUGAAGCAGGGCUUUAAAGAUCUGAAGCAGAUGUGUUCACAUAUGUUGACUACCUUUGAGUCCUCAACAAGGUACUACAAAGAAAACCACAUGGAUGUCAACUCUGACAUGGAUCAGUCGUGACCCUGGGGUCAGAGGUCAUUGGUUGUUUAUGAUUGUUUUAUGUCAUUUGAGGAAUGGUUGAUGCUUUUUGUACCUGCCUGUGUGUGUGUGUGUGUGUGUGUGUGUGUGUGUGUUGGAGAGAGAGGAGAAGGAAAUGCUAGAAUGGGGUCCAGAUCAGGGUUGAUGAGUUAUGAGAACAGAAAUAGAAGGCAAGAGAGCGUGAUAGAAGGGAGAUAUUGGUUGAGAGACAAAUGUACUUAUUUACUGGACUAAAUUGGAGUGAAAGAUUAUUUGUGUAUGUGUAAGAAUGAGAAAAAAAAUUGCAUUACAGUACAUUACAUGCCUGUAUGAAGAAAGGAAGAAGUUAUGCAAGAGAGGAAAAAGAAUUGAGAUUUUGUAUAAAUAGAAUUCUGUGCCAAUAUUUCCCCUUUUGUCAUUUGUUCAAAGUCUCUUUAGUUAAAAAAAAGUACCAAUAAAAAUGAAGCUUACCAAUAA
Molecule: messenger RNA, 977 nt
Organism: Aplysia californica (California sea hare)
Lineage: Eukaryota; Metazoa; Mollusca; Gastropoda; Aplysiida; Aplysiidae
Product: DNA-directed RNA polymerases I and III subunit RPAC2
Exons: 5
Coding region: 141-503 (120 amino acids)
Biological process (GO): DNA-templated transcription
Cellular component (GO): RNA polymerase III complex; RNA polymerase I complex
Molecular function (GO): DNA binding; protein dimerization activity; DNA-directed RNA polymerase activity
Source: RefSeq, a predicted model, not a curated record